Phanerochaete carnosa HHB-10118-sp is the source of this 1251-nucleotide messenger RNA. RefSeq lists its product as uncharacterized. The record is from RefSeq and is a predicted model, not a curated record. The annotation marks the transcript as partial. The transcript has a single exon. NCBI's taxonomy places the organism in Eukaryota, Fungi, Basidiomycota, Agaricomycetes, Polyporales, Phanerochaetaceae.
GCUGAAAUCCGGCUGCCCAUACAGGAACAAUAUAUUUCAUGUGAGCACAACAACACAGCUACCUAUUACAGAUGCUUCCUCACUGACUGCGAUGAAUAUAGAGUGCUGCUAGCGAUGAAUAUAACGUAGCUACUAACCUUUGAUAUCUCUGCGGUGCGUCCCGCGGCAUGAACGCGCAGGUCGCCGGCUAACAUCGUGCUCAAGGGCGUGUCGACCCUGAAUGCGUUGACACAGAUGCUAGUGCGCACCAUGCUUCCCCUUCACCGAUAGGACGCUUAUAGAUUGGCCAUGUAGCCUCCGAUGCUCAUAAGCCGCUUUAUGAUCAACCUACGGACGGUCAGCUCGGAAGCACUGAACCACUCCGGGUGCAAUAGUGAUCAAGGCCAGGGAAAGUCGACGGUGCGGUUUAGAAUGUCACAGAGUGUGCUGGGCAAUAUUGGGGAGACGCUCCAGAGUGGCUGGGAUGACAACGAACCUCGGGACGAAGAAGAUGACAUUGAGGAAGUGGAUGGAGCACGGCGUGGUGAGAACGACGCAGAAGUAUACUCCAACGCAGAAGGCUGCACUUGAAUAUGUUUUGUUCCGAAAAAAUAGCGAAACCUGCAGCGUAUUAAGGUAUUUAAGCAGGGAGCUCGAAGCUCAGAAUAUCGAAGAUACCCAUUCUGUGGUCUUAGGUCUCUCGUCGCAAGUCACUUCUCCGCACAAGUCUCGGCUUAAAUCGCUGGGUGCAUCUGCUGCUCACCUCGGUACAUUAACGACAGCGAUGCCUCCGAGGAACCUCACACGGAUUUCGGACCUUUACUUACCAUAUCCUCCACUGCCGCCUGUUCUCCAGCUGCCUCAACCUCGCCCAAAAUCGGUGUGGAGGUGAGAUUCGGUGAGAUUCGGUGAACUGAUUGACAAUUUAUGCUCGAGGGGGAAAGAGGUCGGUGUAUGCGGGGGGAAAGCGUAUGCGGGGACGAAAAACCAACCCGCGCGGGAAGCGAACUCUGACAACAGAGUCGUUGCGAACGCCAAUACCUGUCAAAUUAGUAUUCAGUAGCUCUGUUUGCAUGCUCCAAUACUUACUUGCUCGUGCCCGCGUUCGUCGCGGUCUGACUCAAUACUCGACUCGGGUGCGUGUCUGAGAGAAAAGUUUGGAGAAAAGGUGCAAAGGCGCUCCAUUUGAACGUGGGGGAUCGUCUUCAUAUUACACGCAACAUGUCGCUCUGCUGUUGUGCUUUUGGCCAGAAGGACGAUUGAUAUAUAGUG